Pseudophryne corroboree (corroboree frog) is the source of this 1801-nucleotide messenger RNA. It is a transcript of the gene ENO3, whose product is annotated as enolase 3. The record is from RefSeq and is a predicted model, not a curated record. The coding region runs from base 102 to 1406 and encodes 434 amino acids. The transcript has 12 exons. NCBI's taxonomy places the organism in Eukaryota, Metazoa, Chordata, Amphibia, Anura, Myobatrachidae. Gene Ontology annotation, biological process: glycolytic process. Gene Ontology annotation, molecular function: phosphopyruvate hydratase activity; magnesium ion binding. Gene Ontology annotation, cellular component: phosphopyruvate hydratase complex.
GCCCCCUCCCCCCCUGUGUCACUGCCCCCCUCCCUCUAUAUAAGGAGGGACACUCACAGCUGUGACAGCACCAGCCAGUGGCAUCCAGGCACCGAGGCAAGAUGUCGAUCCAGAAGGUUCAUGCCAGGGAGAUCCUGGACUCGCGGGGUAACCCAACCGUAGAAGUUGACCUGUAUACCGCGAAAGGUCUCUUCCGGGCGGCCGUCCCCAGCGGAGCUUCUACAGGAAUCUACGAGGCCCUGGAGCUGAGAGAUGGCGACAAAUCGCGGUACCUGGGGAAAGGUGUCCAGAAGGCCGUGGAUCACAUCAACAAGACCAUCGUGCCGGCUUUGCUGGAAAAGAAGCUCAGCGUUGUGGAUCAGGAGAAGAUCGAUAAGUUAAUGCUGGAACUUGACGGGACGGAGAAUAAAUCAAAAUUUGGUGCCAAUGCCAUCCUGGGGGUGUCACUGGCGGUGUGCAAGGCUGGCGCAGCAGAGAAAGGAGUCCCCCUGUACAGACACAUUGCCGACCUGGCAGGAAACCCCGACAUUAUACUGCCUGUCCCUGCAUUCAAUGUCAUUAAUGGAGGCUCACACGCCGGGAACAAGCUGGCCAUGCAGGAAUUCAUGAUCCUGCCCGUGGGGGCAUCUACCUUCCGGGAGGCCAUGCGCAUCGGGGCGGAGGUCUAUCAUAACCUGAAGGCCGUCAUAAAGUCCAAGUACGGCAAGGACGCCACCAACGUCGGUGAUGAAGGCGGCUUCGCCCCCAAUAUCUUGGAGAACAACGAGGCGCUGGAGCUCCUGAAGGCCGCAAUAGAGAAGGCCGGGUAUCCCGAUAAGAUUGUCAUUGGGAUGGACGUUGCUGCGUCCGAGUUCUUCCGCAAAGGGAAAUACGAUCUAGACUUCAAGUCUCCCGAUGACCCAAACCGCUACAUCUCUGGGGAAGAGCUUGGCAACCUGUACAAGACCUUCAUCAAGAACUAUCCCGUGGUCUCCAUUGAGGACCCAUUUGACCAGGAUGACUGGGAAGCCUGGAAGAGCUUCUUGUCCACUGUGGACAUCCAGGUGGUCGGGGACGAUCUGACGGUCACGAACCCUAAGAGGAUCCAGAAGGCGGUGGAGCAGAAGGCCUGUAACUGUCUCCUGCUGAAAGUCAACCAGAUCGGAUCAGUGACGGAGUCCAUCCAGGCGUGUAAGCUGGCCCAGUCCAACGGAUGGGGUGUGAUGGUCAGCCAUCGCUCCGGAGAGACGGAAGACACUUUCAUCGCUGAUCUGGUGGUCGGUCUGUGUACAGGACAGAUUAAAACCGGUGCCCCCUGCAGGUCAGAAAGAUUGGCCAAGUACAACCAGCUGAUGAGGAUCGAGGAGGAGCUGGGAGACAAAGCGAAGUUUGCCGGACGCAACUUCAGGAACCCCAGGGCCAAGUAAAGAGAGACCUUUCCACACCUGGAACAUUGGCAGCAUCAAUUUCCCAGAACCCUCUGCAGCACCCGCCAACCCCUCCAGAAUCCUCUCCUACAGGGACCCAUCACCCUGCAAAUCCCCACGUUAUCUGCCGACUCCUUAUAAUGUGACGUGCAAGUGUCCACCUGCAACACGGUUACCCCACACACAUGUUCAGGGGGCUGGCAUCCAGCUCUGAGACAUCUGCAUUACAAAACAGGAAGACCACGCCUCGCAUCUGCACCUCAAACAACAUCCCUUGUGUGUAAGCCGAUAUAAUGCCACGCACAGACUUUACUGCAGCACUUUAAGGUACGGCUGUGAGCCCCCAGCACAAAUUUCAAAAAAUAAAAAAAGUAAAUGGGAAAACAAAACACAAA